This is a messenger RNA of Periophthalmus magnuspinnatus, 622 nucleotides long. RefSeq names its product melan-A (gene mlana). Bases 74 to 433 code for a protein of 119 amino acids. The transcript has 5 exons. NCBI's taxonomy places the organism in Eukaryota, Metazoa, Chordata, Actinopteri, Gobiiformes, Gobiidae. Gene Ontology annotation, cellular component: melanosome. The record is from RefSeq and is a predicted model, not a curated record.
UGGACCUGCACAGAGCGUCCUGGACCUGCACCGACUCUCCACAUCUGUGAACGAGCUGCUUUCUGCUGACUUGAUGAGGUGUAACCGCACGGACGGGAUGCCUCGUGGAGAUUUCAACAUCUAUUUUGCCAGUGGCAGAGGAGGAUUCGUCCGAGCUGAGGAGGCUGUAGGCAUCGCUCUGCUGGUCAUCAUCUUGGCUGCUCUUCUUCUUCUGGGAUGCUGGUACUUUAAAAAGAGGAACGGCUACAAAAUACUUGGAGGCACAAGAUCAGGAUCUCCAGGUUUUACCAGAGCGUACUCGGAACCAGGAGCGUCGGGGGAGAACAAGAUGGGCCUCACUGACUUUGGGAGCUUCAGGAAUGUGGUUCCAAAUGCUCCUCCUGCGUAUGAAAAGAUCUCGUCUGGACCGCUGCCUCCUCCGUACUCGCCUUGAACCACUUCUUGCUUAAGGACAUUUUGAAAAGACUGCAUUAAUUAGUUGUCAGCACAUUUAAAAGUUGAACAAAUAGAGCCAGCAUGCCAAUACAUCCAUUAACGUGUUUAUUGUGUUAUUCUAUAAAUAACAAAAACCGGUUCCACCUUUAGAGACAGUAGCAGUGUUUUAUUUUGAUGCACAUUUCCA